Molecule: messenger RNA, 2667 nt
Organism: Cyprinodon tularosa
Lineage: Eukaryota; Metazoa; Chordata; Actinopteri; Cyprinodontiformes; Cyprinodontidae
Gene: sox18
Product: SRY-box transcription factor 18
Exons: 2
Coding region: 413-2155 (580 amino acids)
Biological process (GO): vasculogenesis; angiogenesis; lymphangiogenesis
Molecular function (GO): DNA-binding transcription factor activity, RNA polymerase II-specific; RNA polymerase II cis-regulatory region sequence-specific DNA binding
Source: RefSeq, a predicted model, not a curated record
GCGUGGGUCGGUUAAAUCUAGCCACAAGUUUCAAAACUUUCAAACAUAGUAGAGACACGGAGAGACGAAUUGUCGGACGGCCUCGCUGACUGAGUGAAAUCAACUGCUGAACCGCAAAAUCCAAACAAGAGCUGUUGUCUUUUGGAAAAAAAAGAAAGUGGACAAAAGAGGCAGAGUCACUGUGGAUUUUUUUUUCUUCAGAGGGAAUAUUCUACACCACAACUUGUUUGUUUUUGUCUUUCCCUCUUUCCCCCUCUCCUCUCAGAUCUAAAUGCUUUAUUUUAGGAUUUGUGCACAAAAUUCAUCAAAUUCCUAUUUUUAUUCUUCAAUUUUUUGCCAUCUGAAACAUUUUGAAAUUUUCAAACAAACGAAAGCAGAAAUUUGCUGGACAUAAAGUUAGGGCUGCAAUAGGAUGAAUUUAACUGAGCCCAACCUGCCUAGAGAGACUUCUCUGCAUCCCAGCCAAAUGUCAUUUGGAGGACGCUGGACAUCAGAGACCCCAAGUCCUGCUUCAGAUCUUGAAAUGGAAUUUGAAGAGAGCCUCUCGGCAGACUGCAGCUCUCCCGAUGCCCCUGGAGAGGUGCGGAGAUCCGAACCAAGGAUGACUCUGACAGCCAGUUCAAGGGGACAAAGCCCUGAUUUGACCCAGGGAGGAGGUGUGUCAGCUGGGGUUGGUGAUGAAAAAGCCUCAGGGGCCGAGCAGAGGAUCCGCAGACCGAUGAAUGCCUUCAUGGUUUGGGCUAAAGAUGAGAGAAAGCGACUGGCCCUGCAGAACCCUGACCUUCACAACGCUGUGCUCAGCAAAAUGCUUGGUCAGUCUUGGAAGGCCCUGAGCUCUACAGACAAGCGACCAUUUGUAGAAGAAGCUGAACGUCUCCGUGUUCAACAUCUCCAGGAUCACCCAAACUAUAAGUACAGACCACGGCGUAAAAAGACCACUAAGAAACUGAAGCGAGUUGAACCUGGGCUCUUGCUGCACAGCUUAGCUCAAGGUGGGGCCCCUGGCCUUGGGUUGGGUUCCUGCAUCGGUCCUUUGGCUGCUGAAACUGUAUCUGGUGCAUCUGCUUAUGUGCACCCGGCCCACACUUCCCACCACCAUCACUCACACCAGCUGCUGCCAUCUUUGGGGCACUUCAGAGACCUUUCCACCCCAGGACACGCAGAGCUGGAGAGUUACGGCUUACCCACCCCAGAGAUGUCUCCAUUGGAUGUUCUGGAAGAUGGAGCCGGGGAAUCUGUGUUUUUCCCCCAGCACAUGCAAGACGAGGCAGGGAUGGGGGGUUGGAGUGGUUACCACCGGCUUCAUCAUCACAACCCACAUUACAGCCAGCACUAUAACAACCACAGUCACCAUAACUCCAUCAGUGUUAGUGCCAGUUUAAACAGCGGGUUGAAUGUGAGUCUUAGUCCAAACAGAACUUCCAGACUUGAUUCUAGAAUAAGCUCUGCUGAAUUAAAUCUGACCUCAAGCAUUAGCUCUGUCAGCUCUAAGAUAACGCCUGCUCAUGCUUUCAGUCAUCAAGUCACCUUAAGGACUCCUGUGAAAUGUCCCCCAACUUUAAAUGCUUCCUCAACCCCUGUAUCUUAUCCUCGUCCUUCCUUUAGCCUCCCUGAGCCAGUAAAAUGCCAGCAAACAACUCUAAGCACAGCUCCUGCUGGCUACCUGAACCAAAUGUAUGCUAGCUCUACCUCUAAUACUACACAUUUCACUCCCUCACAUCUGGGACAGCUUUCCCCCCCUCCUGAAACUUCUUCCCCAUCCUGCUCCUCCUCCUGCAUCCUCCCUGCAUCCACAUUUGGUCGUCCUGCACACUCAGACCACCCCAAUCUGGAGACGAGUGGCCAGAUUGGGUCUUCCUCUGCUGAGUUUUGGUCUGAGGUGGACAGGCAUGAAUUUGACCAGUAUGUCAAUAUGGGACGGAAUCGAGAGGAGUCCUAUGGACUUGUUGGAGGGUGUGGAGGUGGGUUAAAGGUUCUGGGUGGGUGUAAUAACACUGUUGGAGGCAGUAACAGUAUUGUUAGCAGUGUUAUCAAUAGGGAUGCCAGCAGUAUUAUGAGUGGUAAUGGUGGCUGUGAUGAUGGGAGCAGCCCUCUGAUAUCUGCUCUGUCUGACGCUAGCAGUGCUGUUUAUUACAGUGCCUGUAUAACUGGAUGAAUACAGGAUCUCAUAGCCUACAUAGCGUUUACUCUAAAUGUUUCUCUGUUGGAUUCAUCUAAAACAAUUUUGACAUUAUAGGGUUUAAUUUCUAUAUUAUUACCAUUAGUUUUUAUCUUUUUAAAUGUGAAAAAAUCUUGUUUGACCUUGGGUUUUGGCCCUUUAUCAGACAGAAGGCCAAAUUAUAUUAAAUAUUCUGACUUCUUUUUUUAUUUCGAGAUUAUUUAUAAAGUUUUCAUUGUAAAGACCGGAUCAGACAUCAAAGACAGAUAAUGCUGAAAGAUUUAAUCAACAUUAAAAGACUAUUCGCUACAUACAAAGACUGUAUUUUUUCCUUGUUUGUUUUUUUUGGUUUUUGGUAGUCUAACUUUAGGCAGAAAACAGAAUCUGAUCAUUUAGAUGUUAUAUAUUCUGCAAUUAGACACAUUAACGACCAACAGCUGUUACAUCUCUCUAUAUCCUUGUGGUCAAAAUGUCGUUUAUAAUCUGUCAUAAUUGGAAAAAAAAAGAAA